AUGCGGUGCGCGACGCGCAUUAGCCGCUCCCCACUGAACAGCGCGGCUUGCAGCCCCGGAAGCGCAUGUUUUGGGGUGUCCACUCUCCGCGCCGUUGGUGCCAUCCACGGCGUUCAAGUGGGGAGCUUCAACCUCACCGCCGGCGUCUCGGCGGGGCUACAGUGCACUCUGAGCACGUCGAGCUUCUUUCCUGUGGACUGCCGAGACUGUGGCGCUUGCGCGCCGCUGUUGCCCGCAGAGCCGGCAGAGUUGGACGUACCGGGAGUCGUGCCCCCGCCGACGAUGUCGACCGGGGGUAACGUGUACACCCUGCACGUCGUUGGCCCCACUGCGUUCAUCGCUGAGGCCGCCGAGGUGCUCGGUGACGAUGUCCUCGUUGAUGUCACUGGCAAAUAUCAUGUGGAGCCGUACACCUUCUGGCGAUCGGGUAAGUACGAGUGCCCCACUGUACGUCUCACGUACGAUCGUCUCCGCAGCACUGCGGAUUCACUUCGUAUUCUGCGCGCCCCAGACAACACUGUGGCGAGGCAGCGACGCCUCUAUCGCGCAAUCUUCAUGGGCAAGAACGUGUGA
This is a messenger RNA of Leishmania braziliensis MHOM/BR/75/M2904, 573 nucleotides long. RefSeq lists its product as hypothetical. Bases 1 to 573 code for a protein of 190 amino acids. The record is from RefSeq and is a predicted model, not a curated record. The transcript has a single exon. Lineage: Eukaryota; Euglenozoa; Kinetoplastea; Trypanosomatida; Trypanosomatidae.